UUGUUCUCUCAAAUGAUAGUAGUCCACAUUUACUAAUUCGAUUAAAAUGACGGAUAACGCUCGUAAUUCGUCCGGAAACGAAUAUCCACCAUCCGAAACUAGCGUAUCCGGAUUUGCCGAGGUUCAUUUAGAAGAUUAUGGCAGUGACGGUAUCGAUUACAGUGAACGGUUUUUUUAUGAAAACGGGUUUGAAAGUGAUACCGAAGCAAUAAAUUGGGCAAAGGGAAUUGCUAUACAGAUUGGGUUUGAGCUGGUUAUUUCGUCUCACAAGAAAGGGGGGUUGGUAAAACUUUUGAAAUGUUAUCGGGGUGAGAGAUAUAGAGGGUCGCACACAGAUUUAGAUUCUUUUGCACGAAAGAAUACGAAGACGAAGGCCUGCCAAUGCCCUUUCAAGAUUGUGGUGAAAUUUAUUAAUGGCACAUGGAUUGUUCUUGCGAAGUCUGGGAUUUCAAGUAUGCACAAUCAUGCGUUAGCUGUGUAUCCUGAGGGACACCGUCAGAUGAGCGGACUGAGCGCUGCGGCCAAAAUGAUUGUGCGGGAUAUGAGUGCGGCACAAGCUAAGCCGUGUGCUAUUUUGGCGGCUGUUCAAGAAAAAUUUCCAUCUGACAACCCUACAAGAAGACAAGUUUAUAAUUACAGAGAUAAUUUGAGAAAGUCCAGCUUUGAGGAUAGAGAUAUGGUAGGUCAGUUGUUUCAUUUGGCUCUGACGCACAACUAUUUACACUGGACGCUUUCUGAGGAGAGCACAGGUGUGUUGACCCAUCUUUUCAUGUCGCAUCCUGACUCCGUGCGGUUAGUCCGAACUUACCCCUGGGUGAUCGGUAUGGACUCCACGUAUAAGACCAACAAAUACCACAUGCCUUUCUUUGAGAUUAUCGGUAUGACUCCUUCUAACAAGAACUUCUUAAUUGCAUAUGCAAUUAUGAAGGAUGAGACCGAGGGGAGUUACAGAUGGGUGUUGGAAAGGUUGAGGUUUUUGAUUGGCGACCACCUACAGCCGACUUGUAUUUUUACUGAUCGAGAGUUGGGGCUGCUUAAACCAGUGAAAGAGAUAUUUCCACAUACCCCUCAUCUGCUUUGUACGUGGCACAUAAAUAAGGAUGUAGAAGACAAAGAAGUCCCUGAAAAUGGGUGA
Messenger RNA from Mercurialis annua (annual mercury), 1135 nucleotides. RefSeq names its product protein FAR1-RELATED SEQUENCE 5-like. The transcript is spliced from 3 exons. Bases 47 to 1135 code for a protein of 362 amino acids. The record is from RefSeq and is a predicted model, not a curated record. NCBI's taxonomy places the organism in Eukaryota, Viridiplantae, Streptophyta, Magnoliopsida, Malpighiales, Euphorbiaceae. Gene Ontology annotation, biological process: regulation of DNA-templated transcription.